This is a messenger RNA of Aspergillus uvarum CBS 121591, 621 nucleotides long. RefSeq lists its product as uncharacterized. NCBI's taxonomy places the organism in Eukaryota, Fungi, Ascomycota, Eurotiomycetes, Eurotiales, Aspergillaceae. The record is from RefSeq and is a predicted model, not a curated record. Bases 1 to 621 code for a protein of 206 amino acids. The transcript is spliced from 2 exons.
AUGAAGUACGAGCCGUGGGAAGUGCCCCAGCUCCAUCAGCAAGCCACCGGUGCCUGGGCCAAGGAGCUCGACAAAGCGAUCGACUGCAUCACCGGCGUGCUCGUCCCGAACCAAAUCAUCUUCCGAUUAGGCUACGGCUUCACAUCACUCGAGCUGUGGAUCGAAUGCAGCCGGGGUCAGUUUCUGAAGGCUUUCGAAAAUUCAGACACAUUCCGCACCCCUAACAUCCUCCCCCAAUCGCCCGCGGAACUCGAGCUCUUCUUCAUCUGCCCCCGCGACUCCCGGCCCGCUAGCCCGCAACAGCAGCAGCUGGUCUUAAUCAAAUGCUACUGUGCGGGGCAGCAGUACGCGCUGCCGACGCUGUUCCAGGCCGAGGUCGCGGCGGGCGUCGCCUGCUACCACUUCUACUUCGUGCGGUGUGUCCGGUACGGGGUGCACCACCCGUGGUUCAACCUGCUGUACGAGCGGCUGGCGUCGUAUGUUCUGGCCCAGCCGGAGGAGGUGCAGGCGAUCAACGGGCGGCUGUCGUUCUACGGACGGCAGGUGUUUAUGCACGCGUGGCGGCAGGAGAAUCCGGCGGAGACGGAGUUCAUGGAGCGGAUUUUGGGGGUGUGGGCUUAG